Betta splendens (Siamese fighting fish) is the source of this 3548-nucleotide messenger RNA. RefSeq names its product excitatory amino acid transporter 2-like. Lineage: Eukaryota; Metazoa; Chordata; Actinopteri; Anabantiformes; Osphronemidae. The coding region runs from base 347 to 1978 and encodes 543 amino acids. Gene Ontology annotation, molecular function: glutamate:sodium symporter activity; neutral L-amino acid transmembrane transporter activity; L-glutamate transmembrane transporter activity. The record is from RefSeq and is a predicted model, not a curated record. Gene Ontology annotation, biological process: L-glutamate transmembrane transport. Gene Ontology annotation, cellular component: plasma membrane. The transcript has 11 exons.
UUACUAGAAAGAGACGGGGCGGAUCCGCCUCCAGGCUUCUGGUUCCUCUGCUAAUCUGACUCCACCUUCCUGCCUAAAGUCAGACCUUCACGUCUCACCUCACCUUCAGGCGCCUCCCAGCAGCUGAAUGAGGCACACGGAGCGCUGCUCGGAGCUUCUCUGCAGCUUCGUAGUCGGUUUCCAACGGCCUGAGGACUUCUGAAGGUUCUGAAGGUUCUCCCUGGAUCUACUGCACAAGACAUGACCUAACUUUGCCUUUUGUUGCUGACACCAGAGGCUGAAGCACCGCUCCACGAGUUCAGGUUCAGUCUCUGCAGACGACGGUGAGCGGCAGCAGCCUGCAGCGAUGAGCGCCGACGCGAUGCAGAAGCAGGUGGAGGUGAGGAUGGACGAGAGCCACCUGGAGCCGACGGUGGACGGUCCAGAGAGCGCGUGUGGCGGCCUGUGUGACAAAGUCAUGAAGAACAUGGUUCUGACGCUCACCAUCCUCGGCGUGUUUCUGGGCUCCAUCGCUGGGAUGCUGCUGCGGCACGUCUCGCCUCUGCCUCCUGACGUCAUCAUGAUCAUCGGCUUCCCGGGGGAGAUACUGAUGAGGAUGCUGAAGAUGCUCAUUUUGCCUCUUGUUGUUUCCAGUCUGGUCACAGGUCUGGCCGGGUUGGACGCCAAGUCCAGCGGGCGCCUGGGCACCAGGGCCAUGGUGUACUACAUGUCCACCACGGUGAUCGCCGCCGUGCUGGGCGUGAUCCUGGUGCUGCUCAUCCACCCGGGGAACCCCAAGCUGAGGGCCAACCUGGGCCACGGCAAGAAGAACGAGGAGGUGUCCAGCGUGGACGCCUUCUUCGACCUCAUCCGGAACCUGUUCCCAGAGAACCUGGUGCAGGCGUGCUUCCAGCAGACCCAGACCAUGUCCACCAAGGUGCCGGUGCCCACGAACCGGACCAAAGCACAUCCACACUUCACGGUGAAGAAGUCGCUUCAUUUCAAGAGCGGGAUGAACGUUCUGGGUCUGAUCGGGUUCUUUGUCGCUUUCGGAGUCAUUAUGGGCAAAAUGGGAGAGAAGGCGAAGCUGAUGUUGGACUUUUUCAACGUCCUGAACGAGAUCGUGAUGAGGCUCGUCAGCGCGAUCAUGUGGUACUCGCCCGUCGGCAUCGCCUGCCUCAUCUGUGGGAAGAUCAUCUCCAUCGCCGACCUGGAGGUGGUGGCGAAGCAGCUGGGGAUGUACAUGGUCACUGUGAUCGUGGGCCUCAUCAUCCACGGAGGCAUCUUCCUGCCGCUCAUUUAUUUGGUGAUAGUGAAGAAGAACCCCUUCAAGUUCUUCAUGGGAAUCUUCCAGGCGUGGGUCACAGCGCUGGGAACAGCAUCAAGCGCCGGCACGCUGCCCGUCACCUUCCGCUGCCUGGAGGAGAACCUGGGCAUCGACAAGAGGGUGACGCGCUUCGUGCUCCCGGUGGGCGCCACCAUCAACAUGGACGGCACGGCGCUGUACGAGGCCGUCGCCGCCAUCUUCAUCGCCCAGAUGAACGGGAUCCAGCUGGACUGGGGCCAGAUCGUCACGGUCAGCAUGACGGCCACGCUGGCCAGCGUCGGCGCCGCCAGCAUCCCCAGCGCCGGCCUGGUGACCAUGCUGCUGAUCCUCACGGCGGUGGGGCUGCCCACGCAGGACAUCAGCCUCCUGGUGGCCGUCGACUGGCUGCUGGACCGCUUCCGGACCUCGGUCAACGUGGUGGGAGACUCGUACGGAGCAGGUAUCGUUUACUACCUUUCAAAAGACGAGCUGGACACCUUCGACGCCCAGCAGACGCGGAUGGACGACUUCGAGAUGGCAAAGACACAAUCCUUCUUUGAAAACAGCACCAACCAAAAUGUAUUUGCUCAUCACAACUCAAUCUUGAUAGACGACUGCAAGGUCACCAUGGGCACAAACGGCAGCACGGCAGAGUUCCCUCCGGUUGAGGAGGACCCGUGGAAAAGCGAGUAGAGCUUGUGCUGCUUUCUGUCUGAAGCAGCAGGAAGUGACACAGGGAGAGAAGAACGCGUGGAAGCAGGUGGUGAAGCUGCACCGCCACAACAAACACCAGGCCGGCGUUCCUCCUGCAGAAGACUCACCUCCUGAUCCCAAACCCGGCGUUUGCACUAACUAGACACAAACUGCGAGGAACUUGUGCAAUUCAUGAACUUUGUACAGAAGAAUAUGAGAUAUUCGGUUGCCUCAGGGCCUUAUUGGUGCUGCUGCAAGCUCCCUGUUCUGUCAAAGAAAAAAGCCCUUUUCCCUGUGCAACAUCUCAUUUAUUCAUUUUUUUAUUUUCUUUGUUUAUUAUUUUUGUAUUGAAACAAGUAAGCGAUCGUUAGCAGAGUUCGACUCAAUCAGACACAUGCAGGUUGAACGUUUCUCUGAUUUUCUGUCUCGUGAAAUGUUCCUAAAGCUUUAACCAGGUGAGAGCGUGAGCGGAUGAUGUAAGUCCAGGCUCUGACGGUUCGACUUACGGGAUUAAUGUGGCACACGUGGCCGAGCCGAGGAGCAAAGCUUAGGACUCAGACCAGGUGGAGGUACACGGCUAAAUGCGGCGGCGCAGGAUGAAGAUAAGGCUCUUAUUCAUUCAUUUACUUAUGCUGACUAUUUAAAUACGUGUUUGUUUGUUGUUAUUAUUCUUAUGUGUUCUGAGCAGCGAGUUCCUGUAGUCAAACCUCGGCCUGUGUGGAGGUCAUGAGGGCGACAGGAAGCUGGGACGAAGCUGCCGGCGCGUUGUUCUGUUUCAUGUCUUUACUGUAGCGUACGACAACAUUGCCUUGAGAACGUCAGCUGCAGCGUGCAGUCAGUAGGAGAGAGAGAGAGAGAGCGAGGGAGAGCGAGGGAGAGAGAGCGAGAGAGAGAGAGAGAGAGAGCGAGAGAGAGCGAGGGAGAGCGAAAGAGAGAGAGGGAGAGCGAGAGAGAGAGCGAGAGAGAGCGAGGGAGAGCGAGAGAGAGCGAGAGAGAGCGAGAGAGAGAGCGGGAGAGAGAGCGACCCCCUGUAGCUUCACCGCGUCCUGAGACCCGGCGUCUGGGCCGCUCUAAAGCAAAUAAUCCACGUCUAAAGACGCAUUUUGCCUGGAGCAUAAAUCUGAAGCUGGAGCGAUGAUGGGAUGUGUUUCUUUUCUAUACAUAUUCAUGUCUAAAGUGCCUCCUUGCACUUUGUGUAAAUACUUUCUUUAGAUAACUCUACCAGAAUUGUUUUUACUGACUAUAACCAUAAACAUGCAUGACUUAGACAUAGACAAACACGUUCUAACACCUGAAAACACACUGUUCUUCACACUGAGUGACUGAAUGAGUGGAUCCUGUUCUUUACUUACAGCAGAUUUGGUUAUUUAAGCGCAGACAUCAGUGGGUUCUGCUCAGUCCUCAUGUAUGUGUUUCAUCCGUGCAACCUGCAUGGUUCCAUGAAUGUGUGAAACCAUUAAAAGAAUCAAUAAUGUUUUUAUUUUCUGCAGAUUGGUUCAAGAGUUUUAAUUGGCUCUGACAUUUGUGACGUGUGUAAAUACCAUUGAAACAAAUAAACGCUAAUCGAUGA